This is a messenger RNA of Fukomys damarensis (Damara mole-rat), 3034 nucleotides long. RefSeq names its product metallophosphoesterase domain containing 2 (gene Mpped2). The transcript is spliced from 7 exons. The coding region runs from base 470 to 1354 and encodes 294 amino acids. The record is from RefSeq and is a predicted model, not a curated record. Lineage: Eukaryota; Metazoa; Chordata; Mammalia; Rodentia; Bathyergidae. Gene Ontology annotation, molecular function: hydrolase activity.
UGGCGGAGGCGACGCGGUGGCCACGCGGGGCCGGGGGAGGAAGGCGAGCUGGCGCUGCAGGAAGGAAGGAAGGAAAAGGGGAGCCGCGCGCAGUCAGGAGGGCGGGCGAGUGUGCUGUGUGCAUGUGUGUGCAUGCGUGUGCGUGCGCGUGUGUGCCUGCAUGCUGAAGCUGCAGCCCCUCCAGCUGCCCACCCCAGAUUUAAAACAAACAAACCAAUCCAAAGUGGAGAAUUCCGCGCUCCAGCCCCACCCUAUAUAGACUCCACGCGUUGCCAGGCACGGGAGCAAAGCCCUGCUCUCCCUCCCUCGGAAAGGAUGCGCCAGCUGGGUGUCCGCAGUGCGGGGGACAAGUUCAGGUAAACGCACAGCGGCAUUGAUGAGUAGACCCUUGGAUUCAGAGGGCGGCUGAGUGAACCAUGCCUGCUCUCCUCGUUUGCUCCCGGAAGCUGUGACCCGCUCAUGCCGGAAGAUGGCACAUGGGAUCGCUUCCCAAGGCAAGGUGACCAUCACGGUGGACGAGUACAGCUCCAACCCCACCCAGGCCUUCACGCACUACAACAUUAACCAGAGCCGCUUCCAGCCACCCCAUGUCCAUAUGGUCGACCCCAUCCCAUAUGACACUCCAAAACCGGCGGGCCACACGCGAUUUGUCUGCAUCUCAGACACACACUCCAGAACAGAUGCUAUCCAGAUGCCUUACGGGGACAUCCUCCUCCACACGGGCGAUUUCACCGAGCUGGGACUGCCCUCAGAGGUUAAGAAGUUUAAUGACUGGUUAGGAAACCUGCCGUAUGAAUAUAAAAUAGUGAUUGCCGGGAACCAUGAACUGACAUUCGAUAAGGAAUUCAUGGCCGACCUUGUUAAGCAGGACUACUACCGUUUCCCCUCCGUGUCCAAAUUGAAACCAGAGGACUUUGACAAUGUUCAGUCCCUCCUGACGAACAGUAUUUACUUGCAAGAUUCGGAGGUCACAGUGAAGGGGUUCAGGAUAUACGGGGCACCUUGGACCCCGUGGUUUAACGGCUGGGGCUUUAACCUCCCGCGCGGCCAGUCCCUGCUGGACAAGUGGAACCUGGUUCCUGAGGGCGUGGACAUCCUCAUGACACAUGGACCUCCCUUGGGUUUUCGAGACUGGGUGCCGAAGGAGCUGCAGAGGGUGGGCUGCGUGGAACUCCUCAACACUGUGCAGAGGCGGGUCCGGCCCAAGCUACACGUCUUUGGGGGGAUUCACGAAGGUUACGGCAUCAUGACCGAUGGCUACACAACGUACAUCAACGCGUCCACGUGUACGGUCAGCUUCCAGCCGACCAAUCCUCCGAUCAUCUUUGACCUUCCCAACCCCCAGGGCUCCUGAACCUCCGGCCGCCCAGGACGAAUGUGCAGAAACCUCCACAGACUGCCAUGUUUCUCCUUAUAAACUCACAUUCUCUUACUUGUUUAUUUCCAAAUCCUGUGAUUUCUUUUUGUAAACUGUUGGAACGAACAAGAUGCUAGAGGUUGUGCUUCUUUCCCUUUUUCUCUUUUUAAUGGGACCUCCAUUUGAAACCAGAGAAGCAUUGUAAAUUUGUAAAAUGACUUCUGUUUUCUCAAAGGCCAUGCCAUUGUAAAUUGUUAGUGUUCGCCAAAGGACAGCCAAGCUUUCUUUUAAAAAGGUGAUGAAAGUCUUAUUUUAAUAUGCUUUAAGCUGGAAGAAAAAGGAAAAAAAAGGAACAGGUAGGCAGUGUUUUUAAAAUCACACAGAUUUGCACAACUUUAGAGUAUUGUUUGAAGUAUUUUAUUUUUUAACGUGUUGUUGCUGUUGUCACUGUUGUUCUCCUGAUAACGCUCCCUAUGGCAGUUCCAGCCCUAUUUAGAGCAACCUUCGCAGCGGAGUAGGCGGGAAGCCUUCCCACCCCGAAGCUCAGCUCGCGAAGGCUGUGGGGCCCAGGCCAAGGCGCCACCUUGUCGUCUGCAGGAUGGUGAGGCUGCUGAGCUCUGGUUCGUGGUCAUGCAAGGUCUCCGUGUCUGUUUGUUGCUUUUAAAUUAUUUUAGCUUUAAAAAUAUGGAAACAGAAUCUGUCAAGAGCAAGGACUUCAUGCAGUUGCUUUUUUAAAUGAGCGUGCAGACUCCUGUUCGACAUGGGUGUACAUAUAUAUAUAUAAGUAUUUUUUGUGUAUUAUGACUAAGUUAGGAGUUUAAUAUUGCCAAGAGCAGUACAAGGGUGCUGUCUAGAAGCCCAUCAGAGCCCCAAAGAACUGCUACGUCUCCUCCAAACUCAAGGUCUGAAAGAGCUUGAGUUAAAUCUAGGUACAGUGACAAGCGUGUACAGAUGUAAACGGAUGUGAAGGAAGCCAGUGGAUAAGGCUUAGUUGUCCUUUCUAUUUAAAUGCCCCGAUCGUCUUCUUGCUUCCCCGUCCCCUCCCAUUUUGCACUGUGUGUCGAUGCAAUCUUCACUAGCACAAAUUAUUGUCACUGAUAGUCAUUUCUGUUCUCCCAUUGUAAAUGCUGUUUGGGCUUUAUUCUAUUUUAUGUUAUCUCGACAUCUAGGAAAGCAGUUGUUUCUUUAAAUUUAUUGUGAUAUUCUAUAUCUAGCAGCCUUUAUAUGCAAAUAAAAUUGCAAGAUUUUUAAAUCCGUGCUGUUUGGAAGGCUGGCUGGCUGCAGGAUGCUGCUCUGCCCUGGGGAAGGGAGGGGAUCUGUUCCUGGGAGACACUGCUAGUCCCUUCCAAGGAAUCAUAGUGAGUCACGUUUUUAGAAAAUUCCAGUAAACGUUUUUACCCAGCAUUCGCCGGCCAGGCUGGCAGGAGGAUGGCUCGGGCGCUCCACGUGUCCUCCCUUCCUUCUCUCUGUCCCCGUAGUGCCUUAGAUUUCAGAGGCCGCAGACUCCCUCUGGGCCACCGUAAUGCCUGGAACAUAGCUCAGGCUGCGUGCAGGACAGGGAACCCUGACCCUGGAUUAGUCACCGCCCAUUCUCAUGGCCUGCACCUCCUCCCAGCACGACAGCCAGUGAGGUUCCCAUCAGUCUCCAUCCCUGUUUUCUGGGGGGAUAUUUUUGUU